AUGGAUUUUCUGAAAGAAUCUGAUAGCAGUUCCAAAAAAGAGCCCGCUAAAAAGAAGGCAUCCUCGUCGUCAUCAAGAGGUUCGAAGCAAGGAUCAAGAGGGAAGCCUUCGAAGAAAAAGCGGAAAGAAAGCGUGAUGGUUCAUCUGAAAAAAGAAGGGAAACGAUCGAAAAUGCAGCACAUUCCUAAUCGCACACAGCCCGACAGCAAAGCUCUUGAUCUAUUCCCAAAACCAGCACGAGUUUCUUCUGCUCCUGACCAAGGAACGCCCUUGAAUAAACUGCAAAAGAUUGCGAUGGGUGCUAAAAAAGACAAGGAUGCAUAUCCUACAUUCGACGACAUUAAGAGCGAUUGGGAUGACGAAAAGAAAGAGAAAAUCAAGCCAAAAAAGAUGGAUCUAGACGACAAGCAGAAAAUAAUUGCAAUGGGGGCGAAGAAGGACACCUCAGCUUACCCUACUAUGGAUGAUAUUAUGAGCGACUGGGAUUCAAACGAAGACGAUAAAAAAGGGCCAAAGAAAAAAAAGGAAGCACCGGGUCCGAAGAGGUCGUGGAUUGGUCCCGAGAAGAAAAAACAUUGA
Messenger RNA from Cooperia oncophora, 579 nucleotides. NCBI's taxonomy places the organism in Eukaryota, Metazoa, Nematoda, Chromadorea, Rhabditida, Trichostrongylidae. The record is from the annotation of a GenBank genome assembly.